Messenger RNA from Aspergillus aculeatinus CBS 121060, 741 nucleotides. RefSeq names its product cytochrome c1 heme lyase CYT2. NCBI's taxonomy places the organism in Eukaryota, Fungi, Ascomycota, Eurotiomycetes, Eurotiales, Aspergillaceae. The coding region runs from base 1 to 741 and encodes 246 amino acids. Gene Ontology annotation, cellular component: mitochondrion. The record is from RefSeq and is a predicted model, not a curated record. Gene Ontology annotation, biological process: cytochrome c-heme linkage. Gene Ontology annotation, molecular function: holocytochrome-c synthase activity. The transcript has a single exon.
AUGCCGCCUUCAGAAGACAGUCAAUCGAAGGCGAAGAUGCAACGUCCACUCUCCACCGAUCGUGAAGUAAGCAGCAUCCCACGCGCCAUUGAACCCCAAUCCCAGCCGUCAUCUCCCGCAUCACCCAACGCUCCGCCAUCACCAUACUCUUCCCCGAGCGCAUCGCACGGCGCGCCAUCGAACGACGAGGCUGAGACAGGCCACGACCCCAACACUGGAAAUUGGAUCUAUCCGUCCGAGCGACAGUUCUUCGAGGCGCUGAUGCGCAAGGGCAACACACCUUCUUCCACAGAAUCGGCUUCUGAACUGGCCACCACUGUCGCGUCCAUUAUCCCCAUUCAUAACGCCGUCAACGAGCGCGCAUGGCAGCAGAUUCUGGAAUGGGAGAGUCGAGCUCCCAGCAGUGACCCCGGCAGCAAGAAAUGUGGAGGCCCCAAGCUCUACUCAUUCCGCGGUCUAGGCGUCGACCCUCAAUUCCUGAGCCCUCGGGCGCGAAUCAACAACCUCAUGGGCUACCAGCUACCAUUUGAUCGACACGAUUGGGUUGUGGAAAGGUGUGGUGGAGAAAGAGUUGAGUACGUUAUCGACUUCUACCAAGGCAAGACAUCGGGAGGGGCCACCGGCGCUGGUUUGGCCGCCAAUGCUGGUCCGGGUAAAUUGAGCUUCUACUUGGACGUCCGGCCUAAGAUGAACACCUGGGAGGGCUGCCGUAUGCGGUUCAGCAAGUUCGCGGGACUGUAG